This is a messenger RNA of Microsporum canis CBS 113480, 1293 nucleotides long. RefSeq lists its product as hypothetical. The transcript has 2 exons. Bases 1 to 1293 code for a protein of 430 amino acids. NCBI's taxonomy places the organism in Eukaryota, Fungi, Ascomycota, Eurotiomycetes, Onygenales, Arthrodermataceae. The record is from RefSeq and is a predicted model, not a curated record.
AUGGAGCUUCUUCAGCCAGUGAGGUAUAUCCCUGGAUCAGGCAUGGCGGAAUACUGUGCCCAAAAUUCUCUUGCAAAGUGCAAAUUGGAAAGGCAUGACGGAGUCAUCGUGGCUUAUUCCAAGAUUUACGGGGUUGCGAAAAUGAUAGCGGAGAUACUGAGAGCGUUUGGAGCAGAGCUUGACGAUGGGCCCACGGAUAUCAAAUUCCAUAUUGUCCGUGUCGAGAAAGAGAUGACGCAAGCAUCUUCUUCCAAACUUCUCACGGCGAUAGAAGACUUGUUUUAUAUCUUACUCGCAAGAUUGAAGUGUGAAAUUCAACAGAUAGACAUUAAUGAGAGUCUCCAGCUCGAAUUCCGCUAUCAGAGAACCAAUCCAAGAUACCUUACCAAAAAGGGUCUUCCAGAGAUCAAGCAUCUAAAGUUAGUUUUAGAGGCAUGCAAACGUCUUUUGUUGUCAGACGAGGUGUGCAGCCUUCUAAACACAGAGCUCAUUCGAUACCAGCAGGAAGACUAUAUCCAGCAGACCAUGCAAUUGGGUGAAGUGGCAGGAUGCUUUACCGAUGACCCGAUAGGCUACCGCCAAUACAUCCAGAGCCUGAUCACAGAUCCAGAUUCCCCAUACCGGAUGAAAUGGAGCGGGCUUAACCCUAUUUACGAGACUGCUCCAGCAAUGAUACUAGCAACAUUGAAAGAGAAAUACUUGGGUAUUUUAGCACGAGAGAAGAAACAGGGCAAGAUCACCAACACGAAGGUUAGAUCACCUCCACCUGCAUGGACGUUGGAUCCGAUAUAUGAGGAAGAAAGACGGAUACAAGCAAACAGAGAAGCAGCAUGCGCCAUGCUACAUGGUAUAACCGUCGGGGAAUUUCGACGGCAGAGUGGACAAGAUAAAAUUCGUGGAUAUGUGCAGCAGAACCUCUGUGUUUGCCUUGAGAAUUGUACAUGUUCGCGGAGAUGUACGGUUAAGGGGUCAAGAAUCUGCCCCUGUACAAGUAGAAUGAAUCUACUUUACGUAGAUGACCUUGGUCUUAGACGACCGUUUGUUGAGAGGUCCGCAGAUAUGGCUGUGAUCUUGUUUGAGGCCUUGUCUGCCACUUAUCAGGGUAUCGACCUGAACGAGAUGACACAUUACUUGAACAGGGGGCUGGAAUUCUUCCAUGAAGAGGUUACUCUCUUCCGUGAGCGAUAUUGGAGAGCAGCCGCUCAAGACAGCUACUUCUUCGGCUUCAACACUGAUUUUCAAUAUCGUCAACGGAUCAGUGAAGACGGGUUCCAACGAGGAUGGCCGCAUUGA